UAAAGAGAAUAAUCAUUUAUUGACCAAAAUGUAAAAUAUUUAAUAUUGUUUGGGGGAAGCAAUCCUUCCAUCCAAGUAUUAACCUCAGCUCAGCUUCUGAGAUCAGACCAGCUCAAGGCAGUUUGGACACAGACUAGAGCAAUGUUUUCUUUUCUUUUUUUUGGGGGGGGGGUUCUUUUUUUUGGAGCUGGAGACCGAACCCAGGGCCUUGCGCUUCCUAGGUAAGCGCUCUACCACUGAGCUAAAUCCCCAGCCCCAGAGCAAUGUUUUCUAUUGGAAGUUCAUAACAAAAUUACAACUGAUUACAGAAUAUAUAACAUUCAUGUUGGUAAUCUUAAGAGGAGAAAUACUAAAAAUGCAUACAAUUACAGAAACAAUUAAAUAUACCAUUGUAAGACACAAAAUACAGAGAAAAGUACAUCCCUGCAUGAUGCGAAAUGGAAUACAGUCCAAGGCCCUAGUGGGUCCCGAGGCUCCAGACAGCACAGCACUACGAUACCUAGGAUGAGCAGGACCCCCAUGCAUGCAUACCAAAAACCCAGGGAUGCUCAGGCACUUACCUAAUAUAUGUAAAUGAUAUGUAAAUACUUGUCAUACAGUAUUGUUUGGGGAAUAACUGCAAAAAAAAUUCUGUAGAGAUACGGUUUUCUAGACUUUUUUGCAUUUAUUUAUUUUGUGGAAGCGGGGAGGAGGGGUGUCACAAGGCAUAUGUGAAGGUCAAAGGAUAAUCUCUCCUUCCACCAUAUGGGUUCCAGGGAUCAGACUUGGGAGCAAAUGUCUUUACUCGCUAAGCUAUCUUCCUUCAUAGCCCCAGAUAUAUAUGUAAAAUAUAUAUUAAAGAUCCCCAGCAAGAGCAGGAAGUACCCUUAACUGCCAAGCCAUCUGUCUGGCCCCUGUGAAGUAGAAUAACUAAUGCAAAGCAGGCUGUUAAAAUGAAAGGCAUACUGCUGGAUGUGGUGCACUCCCUUAGUCCAGUGCUUGGGAGGCAGAGGCAGGCAGAACUACUGGCUGGAGGCCAACCUGGUCUACAGAGUGAGUUUCAGGACAGUCAGGAUUACAAAAGCCAGAGGAAGCAGGGGGAAAUGUAGCUGGGUCGGUGUGUGGUAGCUGUGACAGUGGCAUACCUAUAAAUCAUAGCACUCGGGGAGAAAGGUGUUGGGUUUGACACCAGGGUGUGGGCUACAUAGCAAGAUGGCCCUAGUUUGCUUUUUACUGCUGUGAUAAACACCAUGACCAAAAGAAACCUGGGAAUGAAAGGGUUUAUUGGGCUUAUACCACAUAACAGCACCUAAUGAAAGGAAGCCAGGGCAGGAACUCAAGGUAGGAACCUGGAGGUGAGAAUUGAAGCAAACUUCUGCUUACUUGCUUGCCCAAUUUGUUUUUUCUUCCUUCCUUCCUUCCUUCCUUCCUUCCUUCCUUCCUUCCUUCCUUCCUUCGUAUAGAAUAGUUUAUUCAGGGCAUAGGGAGGGGAGUUGAGAGGUUAGUAGAGACAAAGAAAAGCAGAGGGAGGGAGGGGGACUAGAGGCCAGCCAUGAACAUGGAGAGGGGGAAGAGUUGAGAGGGGGGGAGGAGGGAGCAAGAAGGCUAGAGUCAAUUUGUUUUCUUAUGCAACCGAGGACCACCUGCCUAAAAAUGGCACCACCCACAAUGGGCUGGGCUCUCCCACAUCAAUCAUCAAUCAAGAAAAUGUUCCACAGAGCUGCUGAAUUUCUAGCAGCGGUUCUCAACCUGUGGGUCCUGACCCCUCUGGAGGUUAAAUGACCUUUCACAGGGGUCACCUAAGUUUCACAGAAAACAGAUAUGUACAUUAUGAUCCGUAACAGUAGCAAAACUAACUACAGUCAUGACUUAGCAACAAAAAAUAAUUUUAUGGUUGGUGGUCACCAUAACAUGAGGAACCCUACUAAAUGGUCAGACCAUGAGAGAGAAAGAUCUUUGAACAUCCUUAAGAGGUAGAAAAUGGUUCAUAAGGUGGAAGAUUAAGUAGAAUCCUCUUAGAAUUCUUACAGCAAAACAGAGUAAACUGUGGCUGUAGUUUACUGGAUAUUUCAAAACAGUCCGCAGAGGGCUGGGGGUGCUCAGUAGUGAAGUGCUUGCCUAGCACACUUGACGUCUUAGCCUAGAGGAUCUUGGGUAACUCAAACACUAAGAAAUGGUAAAGGUUUGAACUAAUGAAUAAGCCAGUUUUCCUUCUCUAUGUUGUAUAGACACUGAAAUGUUGAAAUGCCAUACUGUAUACACCAAGAGUUUAAUCUCAGAAAUUCACAUGUUGAAAGGGGAGAACCUUAAAGUUGCCCUCUGAUCUCUACAGGUACUCAUAGCAUAUGGAUGGCCACGCCCCCAUCCCACACACAAAUAAUAAACAAAUAAACAAAUAAUGUAAAUGAAAUAAGGGCUGCGGAUGUAGCUCAGUGGUAGAGCUGUACGGCUGGUCUGCGAGAAGCCCUGGUUCAAUCUCCAGUCUCAGUAAGGCAUUAAAUAAAUAAAUAAUUGAAACUGAAUCAAAUAAAUCAGUUGUUACAUUAAAUGUUCGGUGGGAUUAAUAACCAGAGUGUAUUUUUUAUAAAACACUAUAAACUAAUGGGAGAAAAACCAUCCAACAGAGCAAGUGAGAAAACUAAAGUCAGCGCUGCAAGUUUUAAAAAGCAACCGACUUCUUUAAUGAUGGCAACAUUAACAUAGAGUCACAUUUCUCAUUCAACUCUCUGACAAACUUUCCAAGUCCCUUCUCAGGAAACGGUGGCUGGGACCUGAAAACAGGAAGUCAUGCAUGGUGGUAAGGGUUUGUGGGCACCACCUUUAGUGAGCAGUAGAAAGUCUGGGAAAGGUGAAGGUACUCCUACCACUGUUCCACAGCUGGUGAACAGCACAAUGUAUGUCUGUGAUGUAUAGCACGUUUGCUUUCAUUUCCCCCAAAGGAUAAGGAAAUGUUAUAUAGGGGUUAAAAUGAAUAGACCAGGUAGAUAGACACAUACUGUAUCUCAAAAUAACCAUGAUCCACCAAGAAAACAAAAACAAAACAAAAGAAAUUGCAACAGGACAUGGGCUGAAAAAAAAUACAGAUAUACAUAAAAUUUCAAGAACAAGGAAGCCAGUAGUGUGCACUGCCUGUGUAUGCACACAUGAUAAGCAUAGACAUAUGGGGGUGGGUGACACUUCAUGGAUAAGUGGGAUGGCCCUGGCCUGGUCUCUCUUUUUACUGAGAGCUGCAUCUUGCCCAGUUGCCUUCUAAGUCAAACUCCAACCUAGACAUCCACGGGUUCCAUGGAGUGAAAAAAUUAUUGUCUUCUCUUCUAGGAUCCAGUUGGGCUUCGUUCAUCCCUAACUGUAACCAGGGCACCUGCUCACACUUUUUUUUUUUUUUCUUUUUUUCAUUACGUUCCCAAAUCUUGCCAGUUCCUCCACAUUCAGUAAACGUGCGUUUCACUGAACCUGUCCAGGAAAGAGGGUCAUCUCUCAUGGUUGGAAAGAGUACUGUGUACGAGGGGGUGGAAACUGCAACUUGGGAUCAGCAAGCCACUCCCGGCUCGGCCUCAGUUUCCUCCUAAGCAGCCCGUCUAGCCCCUUCCAAAGCGUGCCCUCAAAGAUUCCAGGAAUUCUGUCCUUUCUGGCCGAAAACAACACUGAGGCUUUUCACAAAGCACUCCCACCCCCACCCCUCGCUCCCCUUGGAUCCACAGCCCGCGUCCCUGGAACCCGGGCUGCACUGCGCUGGUCACAUGAACUCCGGCUUUCUCUGGUGUGACGGCUCUCUCCGAUCCCUUUGUGAGCGCAGGUUUUGAAAGCCAACGACCGGGUCCUGGGUUUGAGACGCGCAGGCGGCCGCGGGCGGAAGGCUGUCGGAGCCCAUCGGCCCGCCUCCAGACCCAGCGCGCCGCGCGGGCCGCGCGCCCCGGAUUCCGCUCCGCCGCCUCCGCCGCCGCCGCCGCCGCCGCCGCCCGCCGCGGCCUGGCCCGAGGGCGCCGGGCCGCCAAGACGCCAGGUCCAGCAGCUGGACAUGGAGGACGACCGCUCAUCACCUCUGUCAUUCUCCAGAAUUCCACACGAAGAGUCUGUGCAUCAGGCCCCUGCCCGGCUCCCUAGAGAAACUGUGUUCUCGUCUUGCAUCCUUCCCCCCAAAGAAAUUUCUCCUUUGUCUCCCACUGCUCCCCAGCAAGCUGCCCUGCCCCAGACUGACAGUCCUCCUAAGCAAGAGACAUCCGGCCAGAUGUCACAUGUUCUCCAGAAAGGACCUUCACUCCUGUGUCCUGCCACUUCGGAGCAAGACACACCUCACCAGGUAUCCCUGGCUUCCCAGGAAGAAACUCACUCCCCUCCUUCAGCUGCUGGUCAAGGGAUCCCCUUCCUCUCCCACUCCACCCACCAUCAGGACGCUCCACUCCACUCUCCUGAAGCUCCUGAGAAAGACUCGCUGACUCUGUCACCCACAGUUCCCGAGACCGACAUGGACCCCUUGCUCCAGAGUCCCACUUUACAAAAGGACACUCCCUUCCAUACCUCUUCUGCAGCCCAGAAGGAACAGCCACUGCCCACCGCAGAGAUCACUCGCUUGGCCGUGUGGGCUGCAGUACAAGCAGUGGAGAGGAAACUGGAGGCCCAGGCCAUGCGACUACUGACUCUGGAGAGCAGGACAGGGACAAAUGAGAAGAAGAUAGCAGACUGUGAGAGAACAGCUGUGGAGUUCGCAAAUCAUCUGGAGAGUAAGUGGGUUGUACUGGGGACCCUGCUGCAGGAGUAUGGGCUGCUGCAGCGGCGCCUGGAGAACAUGGAGAAUCUGCUAAAAAACAGAAAUUUCUGGAUCCUGCGGCUACCCCCAGGCAGCAACGGAGAAGUUCCCAAGGUUCCUGUCACAUUUGAUGAUGUCGCCGUCCAUUUCUCUGAGCAGGAAUGGGGAAAUCUCUCUGAGUGGCAAAAGGAGCUCUACAAGAAUGUAAUGAGGGGCAACUAUGAGUCUCUGGUCUCUAUGGACUAUGCAAUAUCCAAACCAGACCUGAUGUCACAGAUGGAGCGUGGCGAGAGGCCAGCCAUGCAGGAGCAAGAGGACUCUGAGGAGGGCGAGACGCCCACGGAUCCCAGUGCUGCACAUGAUGGCAUCGUGAUUAAGAUCGAGGUGCAGACCAACGAUGAGGGCUCAGAAGGUCUGGAGACACCAGAGCCGCUGAUGGGACAAGUGGAGGAACACGGCUUUCAGGACUCAGAGCUGGGUGACCCCUGUGGAGAGCAGCCAGACCUGGACAUGCAGGACCAAGAGAACGUGCUAGAGGAGUCCACUGAAGGCUCCAGUGAGUUCAGUGAGCUCAAGCAGAUGCUGGUGCAGCAGAGAAACUGCACGGAGGGGAUCGUGAUAAAGACAGAGGAGCAGGAAGAGGAUGAGGAAGAGGAAGAGGAGGAUGAGCUGCCACAGCACUUGCAAUCCCUUGGGCAGCUGUCUGGGAGGUACGAGGCCAGUAUGUACCAGACUCCCCUCCCUGGGGAGAUGUCCCCCGAGGGCGAGGAAAGCCCCCCACCCCUGCAAUUAGGCAACCCAGCAGUGAAGAGGCUGGCACCCAGCAUUCAUGGGCAUACACAUGGGCAUGGGCAUGGUGAGCGGCAUCUGGGUGAGAACCGUGGGAACUCCAGCCAGCAGCAGCGAAACCGGCGUGGUGAGCGGCCCUUCACUUGCAUGGAGUGUGGCAAAAGCUUUCGGCUGAAGAUUAACCUCAUCAUCCACCAGCGUAACCACAUUAAGGAGGGGCCCUAUGAGUGUGCCGAGUGUGAGAUCAGCUUCCGCCACAAGCAGCAACUCACGCUGCACCAGCGCAUCCACCGAGUACGCAGCGGCUACGCCUCCCCUGAGCGCGGAUCAGCCUUCAAUCCCAAGCACUCGCUCAAGCCGCGUCCCAAAUCGCCUAGCUCAGGCAGUGGUGGAGGCCCCAAGCCCUACAAGUGCCCAGAGUGUGACAGCAGCUUCAGCCACAAGUCAAGCCUGACCAAGCAUCAGAUCACACACACGGGCGAGAGGCCCUACACAUGCCCAGAAUGCAAGAAGAGCUUCCGUUUGCAUAUCAGCCUGGUGAUCCACCAGCGCGUGCAUGCUGGCAAGCACGAAGUCUCCUUCAUUUGCAGCCUGUGCGGCAAGAGCUUCAGCCGCCCGUCGCAUCUGCUGCGCCACCAGCGGACUCAUACCGGUGAACGGCCCUUCAAGUGCCCGGAGUGUGAGAAGAGCUUCAGUGAGAAAUCUAAGCUCACUAACCACUGCCGCGUGCACUCGCGCGAACGGCCGCACGCCUGCCCUGAGUGCGGCAAGAGCUUCAUCCGCAAGCACCACCUGCUGGAGCACCGGCGCAUCCAUACGGGUGAGCGGCCCUACCACUGCGCUGAGUGUGGCAAGCGCUUCACACAGAAGCACCACCUGCUGGAGCACCAGCGAGCGCACACGGGCGAGCGGCCCUACCCCUGCACGCACUGUGCUAAGUGCUUCCGCUACAAACAGUCCCUCAAGUACCACCUGCGGACCCACACGGGCGAGUGAGCAUGCGCCCCGCCCCUGCCCCGGCCAGAUGCGCAGCCAGGUGCAAGGGUCUAAGGCCCCUGGGACAGGUACCUCGGCUGCCCCCAGACUGAGCUCAGUGGGCGGGAGCGGGGCGCCCCAAGCCCUUCUGCUGUGAACCCUUCUCCUCUCCCGUCCCUUCUCCCCAGGACGGGGUAGUGAAACCAGGUCGCUUGUUGCCUGCUUCCCCAGGGCCCCUGGGGGGAGCGCUUGGGCCUGGGGAACCCCUUCAGGCUGUUAAUUUCCUUGACAAUAAAAUGGAUGAAAACAAUCUGCACGGGGGCAGUGAUUUGGCUGCCAGCCACUCGCAGGCGCGAUGCAGGGCCAUUUAGUCGGGAAUAGAACUUUCUAAUUACCUUUUGGAUACUGUGGUUCUAUUUGAUAAUAAUAGAGUAAUUUUUAAAAGA
Molecule: messenger RNA, 6936 nt
Organism: Rattus norvegicus (Norway rat)
Lineage: Eukaryota; Metazoa; Chordata; Mammalia; Rodentia; Muridae
Gene: Zfp777
Product: zinc finger protein 777
Biological process (GO): negative regulation of cell population proliferation; regulation of DNA-templated transcription; negative regulation of DNA-templated transcription
Cellular component (GO): nucleus
Source: RefSeq, a predicted model, not a curated record